This is a messenger RNA of Diorhabda carinulata, 2715 nucleotides long. Its product is annotated as sideroflexin-2. Lineage: Eukaryota; Metazoa; Arthropoda; Insecta; Coleoptera; Chrysomelidae. The transcript has 5 exons. Gene Ontology annotation, cellular component: mitochondrial inner membrane. The record is from RefSeq and is a predicted model, not a curated record. Gene Ontology annotation, molecular function: monoatomic ion transmembrane transporter activity. Gene Ontology annotation, biological process: monoatomic ion transport; serine import into mitochondrion. The coding region runs from base 231 to 1205 and encodes 324 amino acids.
AUACUCCUCUUGGCCGGUGAAUUCAAGGUUAAAAUAUAUUUAACCUAUUUUUUCUAUUCGUUUAUCGUAUUUUCAGUUUUGCAUUCUCCCGACAAUAGUAGAACCAAAUUUGAUAAACAAGAUUUCUUUUUGUAAGUGUUCAAUAGGUCAGAUUUAAUUAUAGUUUCAACGUCUGUAUUAUUAAAUAGAGAAGUAAAGUUCUCUGUACUCAUUUUAAAAGUUUAUGUAAUAUGACUGAAAGAAUCAACAUAGAUGAGCCGUUAUGGGACCUAAACACAUUCACAGGACGUUUUAAACAUUUCUUGUGGGUUACAGACCCCAGAACAUGUAUAGAAAGUGAAGAAACUUUGGAUAAAGCAAAAGUACUUGUAGAACAGUACAGAAAGCGGCAAGAACCACCAGGAACUACAACUGAACAAAUUAUUUAUGCGAAAAAAUUGUACGAAAGUGCUUUCCAUCCAGAUACUGGCGAAAAACAAAAUGUAUUUGGUAGAAUGUCUUUUCAAGUUCCAGGUGGAAUGGCUAUUACAGGAGCUAUGUUACAAUGGUAUAGAACACCAUUUGCAGUAGUUUUCUGGCAAUGGAUAAACCAGUCUUUCAAUGCACUAGUAAAUUACACAAACAGGAAUGCCAAAUCACCCACUACCACUACACAACUUGUAGUUGCUUAUGCUUCGGCUACAUCAUCAGCAAUGAUCACUGCCUUAGGAUGUAAACAAUAUUGGGGUAAACGCGCCUCUCCUUUCAUCCAGAGAUACGUACCAUUCGCAGCUGUAGCAGCUGCCAACUGUGUAAAUAUUCCACUAAUGAGGCAAAAUGAAAUAAUUUAUGGUAUUGACUGUUGUGACGAGAACGGCAAAAUUGUUGGUCAGUCUAAAGUAGCAGCUGUAAAAGGAAUUUCACAAGUAGUUUUCUCUAGGAUAGUCAUGUGCGCCCCAGGAAUGUGUAUACUACCAAUUAUCAUGGAACGAGCAGAGAAAUAUAAGUUUAUGCAGAGGAUCACAUAUUUGCACGGUCCCAUCCAAGUUAUUGGAGUAGGAUGUUUCCUCACUUUCAUGGUUCCACUAGCAUGUGCUUUGUUCCCACAAAAAUGCUCUAUCAAGACAUCCACUAUACUUUGGUUGGAACCAGAACAAUAUGAGAAAAUGAAGAAGAACUGCGAAGGUAAAGUUCCAGAUGUGGUAUAUUUCAACAAGGGACUUUAAUAUAAAAGUCUAUUGAGAUUAUGAUGAUGAGUCUUAUAAAUAGAAAGAUACAUUCAUUUCUUUAAUAAUCGCUACAUAAAAUGAUAGUGAUUAUUAACAAGAAAUUAGAUGGAAAACAUUAACGUUGGUUACGUUUGAUUAGUCUUUUGUUUGCACUUAGUAAAAUAGAUAACGAGGGAACUUCUGCAGAUUUACAGGAUGUUUUUAUAUUCAGAAGGUGAUUUCCUUUACCUACUUCCGUCCAAAAUAUCAAUCCUAGGUGGUGAAUGAAAUGAAAAUUGACAAAUUUUUAUAGUAUUUUUUUAAUAUUUAUGUUUAAAAGUUAGAUUUUCUGGAACCGUUGUGAUAUUUAUACUGAAUAACCAAUUAUUUAUUACUGCUACUUCACAAACAUUCACAAUUAUACUGUUGGACAUGCGUUUCGAUAACCAAAUUAUCGUCUUUAGAAACCAAGGUGAAGUGAAGUGUAGUAACUGCAAUUUACUUUUUAUCGAAAUGUGGAUCACACAGUAAUUAUGAGUAUUGGCAGUAGUGAAUACAGUGUUUAGGGGUAGGGGUGUUUAGGUUUAGGGGUUAUAUAACAUAAAGGGGUGAAUUAGAAUCCAUUUUCUUAUUUGACUUCAAGUUUUCUUGUAAAUUCAGUUUUGUACAAAACUGAUUUAUUUAAAAUAAACUGUAUGUAAGAUCUGCGAAUCGAAUUUUUAUAUAUGGCUCGAUAAUAAUUCCAUUAUUAUAUUGACUCUGCAGAUAGAGUAUAAGAGGGUUUUCAGUAUUGUUCUUUUACUUAAAAACAUACGCAAAUUCGCCAAAAUUAGAUAUUUUCGGAUUUGAAACAUGCAAAAGUAUGUGCUUUUAUAGUAAAUUGAUUAAAAAUCGUGUUUAUUUCCCGUAUAUCUUAGAAAUAAAACUAAUAGAUUUUUAUUCAUUAAAAUCAACUACAGAGACACUAAAGCAAUUCUGUUUCUUCCAAAGAAAAAAUUUAGGAUUAUGGAAUGUUUUGAAAUAAUCAGGGAUUUUAAGUAAUAUUUUUUAUAUAUAUUAUUAUGUUGCAGGAAUAUUAAAAAAAUAUUGUUGGUUAUUCUUUUGCAAAUAAAGGAUAUUUACAAAAAGUUUUUAGCUUUGCUCGAAUUUGAGAAAAACAUAAGGACUUGAUUUUACUUACCACCUUUUUGAAUUGAUAACUGGAAAGAGGGAAGGCUGAAGAAAAUCUCUUAUAGCUAAGAUCAUAUUUUCAUAACCUGAAUUUUUUACAUGAAUUGAAAAACUCCAAUAUCAGUAAAUUGUAAUUUUGAUUAUAAUUUAUUUUAUACAAUGUUCAUGGAUAAGUGGCUUUCUUGAUGGUUUUUCACAAUAACUUACAUUUUUACAUUGGGUUUUUUUUUAAAUUUUCAACAACUUUUUGAACAAGAAAUCAAUCGGCCUGGAAGUCAUUUAUCAUUUAUAAGUAAUAAUAUGCAAUACUUUUUAUUUAUCUUUGUUGAAUUUUACAAAAAAUAAAAUUUUUACAAAC